AUGGGGCAGGGACGAAGUGCCAAAAGUGUUAGCAACUUUGCCAUAUUUCUGUUGAUUUUACUCGCACAAAACUGCGGUCGGGCACGCAGCCACGGGCGUGAUGGAUUAGCAAAGUUCGAGUUUAGCGGCCCGGCUCUCCCCGUUUUUAAUUUUGCGAAAAUAUACGAAACUUUGAGUGCGCAACUGCUGCCACUCCCUGCUGCCACGCCCCCCGGCGAGGUCAAAGGGCGUGACCUGGUGCGAGGGAAGCCCAUGUUUCAUGUUUUCGAUCAGCUGCAGCAGGACUUCGAGGCGAAGUGGCGGACGACCACCACAGUGAAGCCGUUCAGUAUCCUCCAGCACUUGGAUUGGGAGCAGGAGCAGCAGGCUCAGCGGCUGCAGGCCCACUCGAAUGCCACUUUCGAUAUCCUGGAGGAGCUGUACAAGGAUCAGAAGGCGUAUGAGCUGAGAACCACAACUAUUAAGCCUUUCCACGUGCUGCAAACCCUGGAGAAGGACUUGAUCGAGGUGCACAAGCACACUACCACCGUUAAACCCUUUCACAUAGUGGGAACCCUGGUGGAAGAUUUAAUUAAGAAGGAUCUGAAGGAUGGUUACCUCGUGGAGAAACCAGUUAAGUCCACGGAACCUCUUGCCGAACACAAGGCGGACUUGAAGCCCCAAUCGCGAGCCAAGGAAAGUCAGAAGCGGCGAAGGAAACGCAUUCGCCGCAGAAGGAAGCGAAUUCGCCGUCGCCGGAAGAGGACGCGUCGACGUCGCCGGCGAAAGCGGAAGAAGCGGAGGAAGAAGCGCAAGAAGAAGAAGUACAAGGGUGGCAAGAAAAAGAAGAAGAAGGGCAAGAGGAAGCGGAAGAAGCAGAAGCCGGUGGACCACGACGAGCACUCGAUCUUCCAGCCGGGUCAAGUGAUCUUCGCCAAUCCGACCAAGCCGCCGUACUACCACCAUCCACACCACCACCAUCCAUACCCGUAUCCACCGACCAACCAGGUGCCAGUUCAGACCAUUCCCACAGCCCUGCUGGCCGCCCUGACCACCAAGAAACCGACCACGACGACGACCACCACCCAUCGGCCCUUCAGCAAGAUCAAGUAUCUCCUGCGGCACAACAGCAUCUUCAAGAAGAAGAAGAAGGAGUACCUCAGUCACGUCGGCCAGGUGCUGUAUCCCUUCGUGAAGUUCGUGGCCUUCUUCACGGUCCUCAAUCCAUUUACGUUGGGUGUCUUCCUCUUCACCCUGAUCUCCCCCGCCGUAUUUGGAUUUCUGGGUUUCGUGGCGCUGAGUGUGCUGGUCAAACCCUUCUUGCAUUUGGUUUUUGGAGUCAAGCGGAACGUGAACGCCUUCGAUCGCAAAAGGUGGCUGGCCCACAAGCAGGAGGAGAGGCUGAAGCUCAACCUGAGACCCGUGACCAUCCACAAGCACUUCUACCAGAACAACCCGGUGCGCUCUGCUCCGCCGGUGAAGCUGCGUCCAGUUGCCCACUGGAGAAGGGAGGAGAGUGGAGGAGGUGGACCUAGCGGUCAGAUGCCUCCCGAAUUCCGGAAACCACCACCCAUAAAUCGUUAUAAUCCCUUGCUGCCUGACCAACGGAAAGCUUUGAACUAUGAUCACUCGGAUCAGCCUGGAAUCUUCUUAUUGUAA
This is a messenger RNA of Drosophila ficusphila, 1638 nucleotides long. RefSeq lists its product as uncharacterized. The record is from RefSeq and is a predicted model, not a curated record. The coding region runs from base 1 to 1638 and encodes 545 amino acids. The transcript has a single exon. Lineage: Eukaryota; Metazoa; Arthropoda; Insecta; Diptera; Drosophilidae.